AAAUAUGCAUAUAAUUAUAAUAAAAUGGGCGGUUCACAUAAAAAACACUCCAACUUCUAAACUUCGGGAUCGUGGGUACGAGACGGCAUAGGUCGUUAAGAAGACUUCAGUCGAGUUGAGUCCAUGAUCAUUCUGCGUAAAUAUUUUGUGGAGUGCUGCUGGAGAGUACAAAAGCUUUAUCUAUGUUGCCCCAGAAAGACGAAGGAAAUUUCCCAUAAUUUCUAAUUAUUUAUUGCAAUUCUAUAUCAUCCACUUUUGGUUGGUAAGUGUCUGCACAGCAUAAAGUCAGAGUGGUUGGUUGGUGGUUGGUAGCCGCUGUUGCUGCCCUGGCUGAAUUGCGGCACAUUCUUUUCUCUCCCCAACGACAACAGCGGACUAAAAUGGGUUUGAUAAUCGCAAUUCCUUCCGGAACCCUGAGUCUCAAAAGUUAGCCAUUGCACAAUUCAUCAGAUGGAUGAUCAUCAACGCCUGGAAUGCUGCGUAGUGUAUGGAAUCACGGUGCAAGAGGGCAGAGUAAUUUGAGAACAUGCAUUAUGCAGGUGAUUUUUUGAAAUGUUCCAACAUCAAGGGAUAUGUGGAAUUCGUAAUAAAUAUAUGGCAGUCCAUGUCUGGAAUGUCUGGAAUAAAUACAUCACAUAUAAAUCAUGUCUCGCAUCGCAAUAAGUGGAUUGCAAAAUGACAGUUACAUUGAUUUACAACGUUCAAAAAGUUUUCAAACUGCUCAAUAAAUGACAAUAUCUGUUGAGUUCGUCAUCCUGGAGUACAGAUGCAUGCAUGCCGAAGCAAUCUGCUGCGGUUGAGUUAUUAAACGAUCACAAGCAGCAAUUAGUCGAUGGAAUGAGUGUGAAAAUGGAUUUAGCGUGACCUUCUCCGUUAACUCGAGUUUAAACUAAGCAACAACAGAACCAACAUGCAAUGCACACACAUAAAAUGUACAAGCUCCUUCUCUGAAGGGCACUGUCACGCUUCCUUGAGCUAUCCUCCCCUAUCUCCUUUUUUCGUUCAAUUUCCACGCGCUGUUUUUGUGCUGAGAAAAGGUAUCAAAUGCAUUAAUUAAAAAUAAGCUCGUAAGCCUUCAGCAGCGAAUUGUUGUAGGAGUAACAUUUAUGAGAAACCAGAAACAUUGCGAGAGCAAAGCAAAGUUAUAGCACCCAUAAAAAAUCGCGAGGAUUUGUUCUACUACAUGUUUACCAACUGGAACUCGUCACCGGUGUUUAAUUUAGGCGAUGAUACGCUCCCGGCGGCGGCGGCAGCAGCCACCUCCCUCCGACCUCCUCCUGUUGAUGCUGCACCAAUUUCCGAAUUUCCAUUAGAAUUUGCAUAUAGAUUGGGCCCCAUAUAAAUUCCCCUUGUAAUCUUCCGUCGUGUUCCACAACACUUUUGUCUCCACUAUGUACAUAUACUUUAGCGGUAAGAGAGCUGAAAUAGGAGCGGAAAUGUCACGCAGUAAUAAUUAGUGCACGAUCUGACUUAUUUAUGUACAGAUUCUUAUCUUAAAAGUCAAAUCAAAGCUCUAUCAUUUUAAACCUUCCAUCCUUUGCCUGCAAACCGUACUAAAUAUUUAUGCGUUUAAUUAGAUUACGCAAUUUAAUUAUGUUACAUAGUUUAGUUAAAUGCUAUCCAGUUAAUCCUCAAGAAAUUCGUCAUGUGUAUGUACAAAUGUGUAUCAUGAAAACUAUCCAGUUCAGAGACCAAUUUACGCAUCAGAAAAUCCCCGACAAGUUCUGUUUUUGGGAACCUUAUCCUUUUAAAUUCUACUAUAAUUCCUUACCUUUCUAAUAACAAAACAUAAUUUCUUAAUGGUAUGCAUUGUGUAUUACACUAAACAAAGGAGAGGAAAAGCAUGCAUUAUCGUGGCAAAAACAAGAAUCAUGAGCCUCCCAAACAAAUUCCAUCGCCAUAAUAAUGGUCCGCUCGACACUAAUUUAUGGUGAAAAUGGGAAAUUUGCUGUGUUUGUGGAAUCCUUUCGUCCUUUGUUCGUGGUGCAUUACUGGAUAAGGAGUUGCUGAAGGAGUGAGAGAGCGCUUGUGAAUAAAUUACUUCAACAAAUUAAGAACAUCUCCAGACAUAACGUAAAUUAUGAUUAGUUGGAUUUUGGUUAUCCUCCAAGAAAGGAACUUUUGGCUGUGAACGAGGCGCCUACUUGAUCUCUAGAUGUAUUCUCCCAUAUAUGUGCCUCCCAUGAAAUUAAUGGCAUCAAGUUGCGUUCACGUCAGUACUAUGUGCCCAGUGUCUAUUGAUCAGUCAGCACACCUUAUUUGAUGCAAAAAUUAAUUGUUCAUUUAAAUAAUUGACCAUGAUUUUGGUGGUUGUUAACAGCGUUUUAAUCAAAUCAAUUAAGUUAUUAACGUUUUGCUGGAAGAACGCCAAUGUCAGAGGUUAAACCACUUACAUACUUGCUUACUACACAUCCACAUGCUCCUGAAAACUAAUGGUGGGUGCUUCUUCUCGUAAUAACUAAGUGAAUUGGCUCUCAUUAAUCUUCAUAUUCUCGACUCCCUCGACAAAGAAACACAGUACUAAACUCAAUUUAGUUCUAAUUUGAUUUUGUUAACUAUGUUUAGCUGCUGAUCUAAAUAAUCGGAUGCCGGACAUUUUUGUAGCCAUCGUCAUCAGUGCUGAUCCACCCACACUUAAGUCCAAAAAAAACUAGGGAGCUACAUAUUGCUCAAGUUAAAUAUAGUAUUUACAAAUAAAAUUCAAUACCAUUCGAUUAUUUAUAUGCACGAUACGAUAUACGUUUCAGGAUUGCUGAAAAAUGUCAACGUCCAUUUUGGGUUUAGUGAAACGAUUCUGACAUAAAUCGAACCUCGUUCCUUUCAUGUCUCGAAGCAUCAAAUUUCAGUACCAACCAAUACUUAUGUAAAGAGCAUGGUUUAUGAAACGGCUCAUCUUCUGUCAGUUUGACCACACUGACCUCCGCCCACUUUUAUUUAUAAAAGGCCAUCUAAGAAGUCACUUGUGCAGAAAAUUGUUCUCGUUCUUGUUCUCGUGUCUCUUCCAGAACAAGAAAUGUUGAUGUAGCCCCAACAGUUAUUCCCAGAACUGUUUGUACUUAUGCAUGUGUGCACCUCAUGGGCGGUUUGUUAUGGGUAUCACCACGUUUUAAUAUUUUUGACUGUUAUAUAUUUUGUAGUGGUUUAGUUUUCUUAUUUGCGACUGGACCAACGCAAUUUCUCUUUACGGCAUAAAAUGUGUAAAACGAGGUUGGUUUUGCGAGGUUGAAGUUUAUCAUCCUUCGGCUCCGGGUGAGUCAGUAAGGUUGGCUGGUUGGCUGGGCUGGUUUGCAGGUUUGUUGAGAUAUCGUUCUCAACCAACUCGGAUCUAUUUGCCAACUUCAGUUCCAAGUCUGCUCAAGUGCUGAAUAGAAGAAGUUCUUUGCAAAUCCAGUUCUCACUCCGCCCCACAAUUUCACUUUGUGCAAAUCCACCCGUGUUAAAGCAAUUUUACAACUGCUAUAGCAAAAUUUGCAUGCUAUUCGGUAUAAAUUGAAUUGACCUGAAAUAUCAAAAUCAUUAUUUUACAUAUUGGACAAAUAAAACAUAAGAAACAAAACAAAGUCGUCCCAGUCCGAUAUAGUUUGCAUAAAAAAUGUGAAAUGACAAAAAAUCGUAUUAAAAGAGUGACAAGUCAUUGAAACAUGUGAAUUAUUUUUAUUAAUCACAAAUUAAACUGUAAAGCUGAGUUACUUAUUUGCCAAUAAAAAUGGCACUGUCCUGAGGAUAUUACAUUAAAAAUCACCUAAAUAAAGUGUUGGUGGGAUUGGCAAAAUGGAGCCCGUUGUAGUGCCCGUAAAUCCUGGAACGAAUUUUAGCAUGGGGUGGAACGACACGGAAUUUGAUGUGGACAAAUAUUUGGAAAUCUAUCUCGGGCCUCGUUCCCUUCCUUUGACCAGUCUCAUCCCCAUGUCCAUAAUUUACUCCCUCAUUCUUCUCACCGGAGUUUUCGGGAACGUCACUACGAUGGUUGUAAUAAUCACCAACAAUUGGAUGCACACGGCCACAAAUUACUAUCUGUUUAACUUGGCCUGCGCCGACCUCACGACUCUUAUCAUAGCAAUGCCGAUGGAGUUGGGAAUUAUGUGGGUUCAGUACCCGUGGAUUUUUGGGGAAAUUGCGUGUGAUAUUCGUGGGAUUUUAACAGAGUCCACAACCUACGCAUCCAUCCUCACAAUUGUCGCUUUCACAGCGGAGCGCUACAAUGCUAUUUGCAAUCCGAUGAAAACUCAGACAAAGUCCAAGUUUAGUAGAGCUACACGAGUGAUCUGUUUAAUCUGGAUUAUCUCAAUUGCAUCCGCGCUACCCUGGGGAUAUUACACGAAGGUGAACUACGUCCUAGACCCGCACAACAACACAAUGUUAGAGUCGGCCUGGUGCGGAGUUCCAUUUGACAAGCCCGACUUAUCAUGUCAAAUUCUGAUGCUGCUUUCUACCAUGCUUUUCUUUGUGGCACCCAUGACGCUGAUUUUGAUCCUGUAUCUUCGAAUUGCCCUCGUCCUCCAUCGCAGCUCCCGCAAUGGCUCUCUGCGUCGGUGUUGCGCCACACAGCAUCAACCAAGCUACAACAAUGGCACCCCGAACAAUGGAAAUGGUCCACGUGCCCUUCCUUCCACUCCGCAACAAAGUUAUUCCAACUACAGUGCCAAACGGUGUCAGGCAGAACGGGCCCACAUGCAGAGUCGACGAGCUGUAAUUCGCAUGCUGGUUGCAAUAUGCAUAGCGUUCUUCGUCUUGUGGGCCCCGUUUCAUUCACAGCGUCUCAUGUUCGUGUACGUCACUUUAUACGGCGAAUGGACACCACUCCUCAGGGACCUCAACCAGAAUAUUUUUUACGUGGCAGGAGUAUUCUACUUUUUGAGCUCCACAACGAACCCUAUACUUUACUCCGUAAUGUCUAAACGAUUUAGACGGGCCUUUCGGGACAAGUUGUGCCAAUCUGACGGAUGCUGUCUCUGCAUGUGCUGUUCGGAAGUAGUAAUUAUCGGAGGGGGUGCGGCGUCAGCUCCACCUGGCCCCAUUCGAGUUCGACCAGGAGACUCCCAGAGCACAACCACGCGACAGAGACUAUUGGCCACCUAUACCCCAGCCAACCGAAACCUAUCCGUCAACAAUCUCAACAGGCCUCAGAGAGAACUCACGUUUGCCCCUGUUGAGAGGGCAGUUAACGAGGAGUUUUCCUCCUCAUCCAAGGAUCGAUUGCGCACUUACACAUACCACAAAGGCAACGGGACAAAGAAAAGUCAUUCCCUCCCAGACUCGGCUCUGCUUCCCCUAUGCUGCAUCAACAACUCGGACGGAGGUGGUCAACACUACAACGCUCCGACAAGUACUCAGCCAACUAAGGAAACGUCGGUGGAAUGGAUUCUCAGAAAACGACUUCAGUCCAAAAGUGAUGGAGACUCCCCUUCAAUUCUCGAGGAAUUUCAUACUCCAACUGGCGACCAGGGACUCUAUCCGCAAGGUCCAAAUCCCACUUCGAAAAAGGGGCCGAAAAAGGGAAAAUCGGCAGAUGAUCUUUGUCGAAAUACCGGAUGCGACCUGGCAAACCAUCCCGUGGAGGACGAGGAGGAAGAGGAGGGGGAAUUGGAUUUGGUAGAAGCCAAAAGCAGCUUUGGCCUUCCUACUGAAGCACUAAUCCCAAAAACUCCUACGUCGGGUUUAUCAAUUUUGACAGCGGAGAAGGAAGAACCUCCACCACCCAUUCCGAUUCUCAGCCACAAGAAUAAAUUUAUAUACAAUGAGUUAAAAGAAGAUUUGAAACUUGAAAACAUGUUGAUUACUAGCCAGUAAAUUCACGCCAAUGCUUUAUUAUUAUUCAAGUUCUUUAUGGUUCAUGUAAUUAUUACGUAUGUAUAUGCAUACUUCAAUAGCCAACCCAAUAUGUUAUACAUGUGUCAAGUGUUAUGGUAUACAUAUAUAAAACUUGUACAGAUAUUAGAAUACUUUUGGGCAUGCAAAAAAUUAAUGGAUGGUGCUAUUAUUGACUUUCUAUCACUACUAUGUACAUACAUCAAUGUGUUUGUGUAAUCUAGUCUCAAAAGAACUUGAAGCAGUCGAACUCCGACAUCCCCAACAUGUCCAACUAUCGUGUAUUUUAAUAUUAAUCAAUUUAACGUGUUGUUGAUUAUUAUUGAGGGUAUUCGUUAUUUCUUCGUAUCCUUAGUAUCGUAAAAUAAUUUACGAAGCUUACGAUCUAAUUAUGAACGCCCCACACAAAAAACAUCGUAAAAAUUCACAAUUUCAUAAAAAUUAGAUCCUUUUGCCUGUAUUUAUAAACCGCACCCGAUUUAAGCUUUAAUAAAAAUUAACUAAUCAUCAAAUCUACUUACUACAAUGCCUCGAGUGUCGAAAAAGUUAAAACUACUUAGUGAUAUUGGGGAAUAUGCUGCAGCUACCGCAAUCCUAACUGAAGAUGAGGGAGAAAUCGACCAGCAAAUUCUGGAAUACUUUGAAAUUAUUGCAGUAAUUCAGUCGCAACGGUGUUCUGUUCCGAGAAUUCGAGUCCCAAAAUCAGAUGAAUGGUACCUCAGUGUGUUGGCCUCGUAUGACGACACUCGGUUCAAGAAAUAUCUUCGUGUCACACGAUUUGACUUUGGAAGAAUUCUGGAAAUGAUUAGAUGCCACUCUGUUUUUCAAGAAGUAACGAAGAAACAAAUUCCAAUCGAAAAACAACUAGCAAUUGCUUUAUACAAGUUUGGAACCAACGGUACAGCGUCAGGAGUAGGAAACGUGGCAGCUUUAUUUGGUGUUGGAGACGGUGGCACUGUGAUGAUGUCAGUUAGACGAGUGAUUAAGGUCCGACUUUAGUUUUAAUACCUCAUACGCCUCUCAAACAUGCACAAUUUUAUUUGUGUAAAUGUAGGCUCUGCUUCAUUUAAAGAACGAUUGGAUCAAGUGGCCAUCUCAAGAAGACCGGAAGGUUAUCGAAAAUUCAAUGGAAGCUGAGUUGCCAAAGUGCAUCGGUUACAUUGAUGGAAGUCACAUUAAUUUGGAAGAAUCUCCCAACACUGAUCCAGAAUCGUACUUUGACCGGAAGCAAAAUUAUUUUAUUCAGCUCCAGGCCGUAUGUGACAACUCUAGAAAAAUAAUCAAUAUUUUUGUUGGAUAUCCUGGUUCAACACAUGACGCCCGUGUCUUCAGCAAUUCGAAAAUUGGAAAACAUCCCGAACUAUUUUUAUCUGAAGGUCAAUGGAUUGCUGGAGACUGCAUACCCGGUCACAGACAAAGUUGUUACUCCCUUUCGCAGGAACUCCAACUUUGGCAAUGAGAGACAAAGAAAGGGUUUCAAUAAAUAUUUCGCAAGUUAUCGGGUGAAAAUCGAGUGUACAUUUGGAGUCUUGAAAGCAACAUUUUGCAGUCUAAAAGAACUUCGUGUGCGCAUUAACGACGAGGGUGGACACAAACUGGCGUGCGAAUGGAUCUCUGCUUGUUGCAUUUUAUAUAACAUUAUUCUGGAGUCUCUCGACAAACCGUCUGAAGGGGAUGAUUACUUUGAAGACGAGGAUGAAAUAAACCCCCCACAUCAUCAUGUUUACCGAAAUGCAAAACGAGAGGAGAUUUUUUAUUUUGUGAUUAAUAAGUUGGGAUUGUAAUUUUUGUAAAUUAUAUUAUAUAAGUUUAUUGAGUUGCCACAUUUUUUACGAGUAAACAACUAAAAAUUUAACAAACGAAUUUUUUUAACAAUUCAUUUAAGCCUAUAAGUUAAGUGUAAGACCAAACUAAUUAAUUAUUUUGAACGGGUGUACGUAAUUUGGCAAUUUCUAGCUUGAAUUUCAUCUCUUGAUCAAUUCGAUAUUUUUCCACCUCAAACUGGUUCCGGAUUUUCUCUUGCUCUAGCUCAAACUGUUUAAACUUUACCUCCUUUUCUACUUCAAAUUGCUGUUUUUGUAGUUCAAGUUGUAGUUCUUUCUGAUGCUUGUCAAAGUCCCAUUUUUCUCGUUGAAAUUCGAUAUCCGCUUUAUGCAUUUCUUGUCGCAUGAUGAUGAGAUCUGACAACGCUUUUGAUCCUGAGGAGGGGAUCGGCGACCGAGAUUUUCGCUUAGUUCCAAUGCGAAUAAUUGGGUUAUCUUGUGACGGUCCGACUUCUUGAACGUUUGUUAAAUGGUCGUUCAAGUCAAAAAAGUUAUCCGCCGGGACUUGCUGACCGCUGUCAUUAUUUAUUUCAGAGGAAUCCAGAGUGAAUGGAGGGUUGAUGCUGAGCUUCUCUCCAAAUAUCUCGUCCAGGGUAUCAAAAUGAGGGCACAUUUGCUUAAUUGUAUCUGAAUACCGAGAAAAAUUAUACGCUGGCCUAAUCAUGAUAAGAUACUUUAAAUUAAAGCGUAUUUACCCUUAAAGUACUGCUCUCCAUGCUCCGCUAACACUCCUUGGCCUGUCUGACUCCUCCAUGUCAAAGUUUGUUGGUACUUUUUUUUCAAAUUUCCAACUUGAUGACGAACCUGGGAAGAUGAGCAGUCUGGUAGGAUCACUUUCUGAAGGAGAGUUGCAUAAAAUUAAGUAGCGUUUGGUUUUUCAAUACAUUUUCCUGAUUUUAUGACAUCCACUAAAUGCUGCAAAACAGAUUCGUUUUCAUUUGAAGUCCAACAUCUUCGUGUUUUAGUUGCUGCUUCAUCCCCGAUUUUAGUACUAGCCACUUCUCCUUCUUUUAUUUUUUUUCUCGGUGCAAUUUCUUCUACAAUUUGAUUGUGAAAUUAGUUCGUAAACACUUUUAAAACGCAUUUAAAAGUGAGAAUUUUCGGCUUUGAACUUACGAAGAAAAAACAAGGGGUCAAGCUUCGUAAACAUCGUAAGCGUAGUAACGCGUUUUUCGAUGAGAAAAUCUUACGAAGCUUACAAAAUCUCGUAAGCGUCGUAAGUUAUUUUACGAUACGAAGAAUACUAAGGAUACGAAGAAAUAAUGAAUACCCUCAUUAUUUACGAAGAAUGAACCACUUUUGUGAUAUUUGGGUAUUUUUUUAUAUUUUAUGUAGAUUGGUAUGAUUAUUACAGUACAUACAAUUUAAAUCUAUGUACGUUAAUAUAAAUAUGUAUAAAUAACCUCAAGCUCAAAACACUUUGUUAUCUUGGCUAUCUUUGUUAUCUUUGAAAUGUUAUCUUGGCCAGAUACGGAGUAAAUACUUUCUUAUAACGGUAUUAAGUACGUGUACUCUGUGCGUCAUUUAAAUUAAAUAAAACUCACAAAAAAAGUUAGGGAGUCAAACUUUCUCCCUCCACUGUGUACCUACUGUACGGUGAAUGUGUUAAAAUUAAACUUAUUGUGAUUUAAUACCUUAUUAUACAAAUUGAAAUUGUUCUUGUAAUUAUCCAGCACAGCCAACAGGCUGCAUAAGAAUGCUUUAUUUAUUUUCAAUCCUGUGUAGUAGAACACUGAUGGUUUUUUUUAUUUACGUAAUAAAAUGAUUUUCAUCAAACAUAUUAUAUA
This is a messenger RNA of Folsomia candida, 9418 nucleotides long. RefSeq names its product pyrokinin-1 receptor-like. The coding region runs from base 3772 to 5790 and encodes 672 amino acids. The record is from RefSeq and is a predicted model, not a curated record. Gene Ontology annotation, cellular component: plasma membrane. The transcript has 14 exons. Gene Ontology annotation, biological process: neuropeptide signaling pathway. NCBI's taxonomy places the organism in Eukaryota, Metazoa, Arthropoda, Collembola, Entomobryomorpha, Isotomidae. Gene Ontology annotation, molecular function: neuropeptide receptor activity.